AUGGAUGUGUUUGGAGGCGCACCACGUUUUUUCGCCUAUCCACGACCUGUGGUGGUACAAAGUGGAACUGAUGCAGUCCUAAAGUGUCAAAUUGGUGGUGAUCCAAGGCCUAAGGUAAUCUGGGAGAGAAACAAUGAAAAGAUUGACCCACAAGGACGAUACAGGGUCUUUGAGGAUGGAAAUGUUUACAAUCUCAUUAUUUCAGCUGUGACCACAGAGGAUAGUGGCCAGUACAUUUGCAAAGCAAAGAACAGCAUCGGGGAAACAUAUGCAGCGGCCACACUGAAGGUGGAGGGAGAGGCACAGGAGAUGGAGUUAAGAGAAGAAAAUAAGCCAAGAUUCCUCAUCAAGCCUCUCUCUACCCGUGUCGGUCGGGGGGAAGACGCUGUCUUCUCUUGUAAGCUCUGGGGAAACCCACGUCCAGAAGUUGUCUGGGAAAAGGAUGGCAGAAAACUCAAUGAAAUAUUUGAAAGCACACAUUUCAGUGUGGGUUACCAGGACGGUGGGUGGUUCCAGCUCAAGAUCUUUAAGACUCGUGCACCUGAUGGUGGUGUGUAUACGUGUAAGGCUAGGAACGAGUUUGGAGAAGCUUUGGCAGGAGCUGUGUUGCUUGUUGAUGCAGGCCCAGGACAUGAGGACGAAGGAAAUCGCAAUGGCUACACAAAUGGCCCUUGGAAAACCCACCAGGGAAAACAGAGGAGUGGAAGGCAAGUGCCGAACCGCCUCAAAGAUGACACCAUGACCAAGUCCACUAAAGUGAAAAUGUUUGCAGUGACAGAAGGCAAGCAUGCCAAAUUCCGCUGCUUUGUGACUGGGAAACCCAAACCAGAAAUCAUUUGGAGGAAAGAUGGCAGACUGAUACUGUCUGGAAGACGGUAUUUGUUAUACGAGGACAGAGAAGGAUACUUCACACUUAAAGUUCUCUACUGUAAGCAGAAGGAUAAUGGAGUUUAUGUGUGCGCUGCAUCAAAUACUGCAGGUCAAACCCUCAGCGCUGUUCACCUCUCUGUAAAGGAGCCGCCUGUGCGGUUCAAGCAGCCCCUCAUCGAUCUAGAGGUAUGGGAACGAGAUUUGGCAAUUCUUGAGUGUGAAGUUCCAGAGGACUCUGUUCCCAUCACAUGGUAUCUGGAGGAUAGACGACUGCAGCCCGGGGCCAAAUAUGGAAUGGAGGAGUGGGGAACAAAGCGACGACUAACUAUCCGUGACAUUGGAGUGGAUGAUGAUGGGAUUUACCUCUGUGAGAUGCCUGAUGGGGGAAGAAGCAUUGCAGAGGUUGCUGUGAAAGGGACAAUUUUGCGCAAGCUUCCAAGAAAAGUGGACGUGUUGGAAGGCGAAAACGCUGCCUUUUGUGUUGAAGUUGAAAAAGAGGAAAUGGACAUCCAUUGGUACAAAGAUGGUAGAGAGCUCCGUGAAACACAUCAGACCAUCUUGAAGUCCUUUGGUCGCACUCACAUCCUGGUUUUCGUCAAUACAAUGCCUCAAGACUCUGGCCUCGUGACUUUCCUCGUAGGCAAAUCCAAGACAUCCUCUCAGCUUCGAGUGAAAGCUGCGAGACAUUGUCCCCCCAGCUGUCCAGUGGGUGUGCAGAUCAACACAGAGCGUGCUAAUGCAGCUCUCCUUUCAUGGGUUCCUGCCCAGGACUCUCGAAAGAACCCUCCAUCCGGAUAUGUGCUUGAGCGACAAGAAGUGGGCACUGGCUCACAGGAGUGGCUGCAGUGUCUGACCACUGACUCUGCAACAGCCGUGGAGAUCCUUGGGGACAGCGUUCCAUGUGAGGCUGAUUAUCGAUUUCGCAUUUGCAGUGUAAACAAAUAUGGAAAGAGCAACAAUGUUGAGUUCCCCCGGGCCGUUCACUUAGUUCCAGUGGCAAGAAUACAAGCUCCUUUACAAGAUGCCUUGGUACCAGAGGGCCAAGAAGGUCUCUUCUCUAUUGAGCUCUCUGCUUCCGUUAUUGGUACAUGGUUCCUGAAUGGUAUACAGCUCCAGGAAGAUGAACGGUAUUCAAUGCGUCGGUCAAGAACACACCAAUCUCUAAGAAUUCGAGGAGUACGUGAUACAGACAAUGGAGCUGAGAUCACAUUUAUUGCCUAUGGCAUCCGGGAUUCUGCGGCCCUGUACAUUCAAGCUCCUCUUGUCAAGUUUUCACCUAUGUCAGAAAUGGAUCGAAACAAAUUUGUAGAAAUUGGGAACCCCAUUGUGCUCUACUGUGAGCUGUCAGACCCUGCAGCUCCAGUGCACUGGUACAAGAAUGGGGUGGAAUUACAAACAACAGAGGGUCUUCAUAUCCAAUCAGAGGGCACCAUGAGAAGAAUAGUCAUCCAAUCAGCAGAGUUCUCACAUUCAGGAGUUUAUUGCUGUGAUGCCAUUGAUGAUGUCAUCAGGUUCAAUGUGGAAGUAGAGGCCCCGCCGGUGACAUUUGCCGAUAUCCCGGAGGAGGACCUCUUCAAGAGUGUUGUGGAACAGGAAGAGCUCGUUCUGUCCUGUGAGGUGUCGAGGGCUGAUGGUGAAGUCCAGUGGUACAAAGACGGAACUGAAAUGCAACCAAGCAGUGAUACUACCAUGCAAGCAGAGGGCACCAAGAGGAACCUCACAGUACAUCAAGCCCAACUGUCUGACACAGGCACCUACACCUGUCGCGCAGGCGACAAUGUUUUACUGUUCAAGGUGAAUGUGCGAGAACCUCCAGUCAUGAUAACUUAUCCUAAGGAGGAUGUCCAUCUUGACCGCCACGUCCCGGAGGAGAUCAUUCUGAGCUGUGAAUUGUCUCGUCAAAACGGUGUUGUCAGCUGGUACAAAGAUGGCCAAAAGCUGCAAGAGAGCGAGAACAUAAAGCUCAAGGUCGAAGGCCCUUAUCGACGACUGAAGAUUCUUUCCAGUGGAGUCGAGGACUCGGGAGAGUAUGUCUGUGAUACAGCUGAUGAUUCAAUAUUCUUCCAUCUUAAUAUAACAGAACCUCCAGUGCGGAUUGUGUCCCCAAGUCAGUCCCAAAUGGAGCUGUGCCAGCAGACCUCUGAGAGGAUGGUACUGAGCUGUGAGAUCUCACGGCCUAACGCAGUGGUGCGCUGGUAUCGAGACGGACUUGAAGUGGAGGAGAAUGACAACCUGGUUCUGGAGGUUGAUGGUGUCUACAGAAGACUUAUAAUACAUGAGACUACCGUCAAAGAUUCUGCAGAAUACGUCUGUGAUACUGCAGACGACUCCAUGACUUUCUUUGUAAACAUAGCAGAGCCUCCGGUGCGCUUUGUACGCCCAAGGAAGAUGGCGAGUAGAGUGGAGAAGGUGGCUGGAGAGACACUUGUGCUAGACUGUGAAGUUUCAAGGUCUAAUGCAGAGGUCAGCUGGAAGAAGAAUGGGGACGAAGUAGAAGACUCCAGAAAUACCACCAUCCUGGAAGAUGGUGUCCUGCGUCAAUUAACCAUCCACUCACUCACAGUCGAGGAUGCUGGGCAAUAUGUCUGCGAUGCAAAGGAUGAUGUGAUGGAUUUCCAAGUAAAAGUGCAAGAGUUGCCCGUAAAAAUUCUUGGCAAAACUGAUGCAAAAACAGAAAAGCAGUUCUUAGUGUCAGAUGACAUCAUUCUUGUAUGUGAGCUAUCAAGAUCAACUGCCUCUGUCAGCUGGUACAAAGAUAAUCAAUUAAUUGAUGACACUGAACGAUACUGUAGCGAGGAGCAGGGGGUUUUCCGAUCUCUGGUUGUCCUUAAUGCUGGACUGGAAGACUCAGGAGAGUACACCUGUGAUGCAAAGGAUGAUAAGAUGAUCUUCUAUAUCACUGUCAAAGAGCCUCCAGUACAGAUCAUUGGAAACUCAGGCAACCCAGAGCAUCAUAUUCUGAUGGCAGGAGAUGACCUUGUUCUGGAGUGUGAGGUGUCUCGGCCAAACGCCACUGUUCACUGGUUAUGGAACGGCGAGAUACUGAAACCAGACUCUCGCAUAAAAAUUGACAGCCAUGACGUAGUGAGGAAACUUGUUCUCUCUGGACUUCAGCCCUCAGAUUCUGGAAAGUAUAUUUGUGAUGCCAUCGAUGACAAAUUGAUAACAAUUGUUGAGGUUCCAGCUCCCCGUCUUGUUGAGUUCAUAGCAGAGCUUCGCAACAUCACCAUCUGUGAAGGAGAAGACGCAGUAUUUAAGUGUGUGGUUUCACCAGAGGACACUAAGUUGGUGUGGCGCCUAAAUGGCAAGCAAGUACCUGUGAAUGAGCGCACUCUCAUUUCAAGCAACGGACUAUGCCACAUGCUCUGCAUCCACAACUGCAGGGUUUCAGAUAGCGCCAGAGUGACAGCUGAUGCCGAGGGGUUGGUUUCAGAGGCAGAACUCCAGGUUCAAGAGCAACAGGUGUCAUUCACCAAGAAAAUGGCACCAGUCACAGCUGAAGAGUACAGUGAGGCAACUCUGGAGCUGGAGGUGAGUGUGGACUCUGGAGAGGUGCAGUGGAUGAGACAAGGGGUGCUGAUCCACCCCGGAGCCAAGUACACCCUGAAGCACAAUGGCCGAAAACACAGUCUCACCAUCCACACACUGGCCAUGUCUGACCGGGGCACCUACAGCUGUGAAACCCUCCAUGACCGCACGCAAGCCCAGCUCACAGUGGAACCUCGAAAGAUCACAAUCAAGAGAGGGCUGAAGGACAUCAAAACCACAGAGAGAGAAACAGCAUCUCUUGAAGUGGAGCUCUCGCAUCCAAACGUUUCAGGCACCUGGACAAGAAACGGGAUCAAGCUGAAGCCCACAAAUCACUUCCGUAUGAGUGCCAAAGGACAAGUCCACAGCCUCACUGUCUCUAACCUUUCAGUAGAGGACACUGGAACGUUUACAUUCGGUGUAGAGAAUUUGAAGACAUCUGCGAGGCUUGUUGUGAAGGAGCCCCCAGUGACCGUUUUCAGAAAACUGGAAGACCAGAAAUUCCCUGAUGGGGCGAUAAUCUCUAUUGAGUGUGAGCUAUCAAGACAUAAUGUUAACGUGAAAUGGCUCAAGGAUGGGGUUGAGGUGAAGCCAACCAAGGACCUGCGCAUUUAUGCAAUGGGAAGGAAACGCUUUCUUCAGAUCAUGAAAUGUAAUGUCGGUGAUUCUGGCAUCUUCACCUGUGAUGCUGGAGAUGUUACUACAUCCUGCACGGUGGAGGUCUACGAGCGUGAGCUGAAGAUCCUUCAGGGUCUUGAGGACUUGGACAUCCAAGAAGAUCAGAAUGCAGUAUUUGUUUGUGAGAUCUCAGUGGAGGAUGUGCAAGGAGAGUGGUACAAAAAUGGCGAGAGGAUACAGCCCACCAGCACCAUCAAGAUCCGCCAGGAAGGGACCAAACAUUUUCUUCUAAUGUGCAAUGUGCGAGCAGAGGACUCUGGAGAGAUCAAGUUUGUCGCUAGACAAGUUGAAUCUGUUGCUUUGCUGGACAUCAAAGAGCUUCCUGUCAACAUAGUGAAACCUCUGGAGGAUAAGACGGCCCUUGAGAAGACCCGUGUGCUCCUGGACUGUGCUGUGUCUAAUCCCAGAUGUAGCAUCCGCUGGUACAAAGGUUGCAAUGUCAUCCUGCCCUCUGAGCGCUUUGAGAUCUGCAGUGAAGGCUGUUACCGGAAACUGAUCAUCCAGGAGGUGGCGCUACACGAUGAGGGCACAUACAGCGUGCAGGUUGGAGAGCAUUCAUGCUCUGCAAAAUUAACGGUGGAGGCCCAGUCCCUGCAGAUGGUCAGAGAGCUGACGGAUGUGGAGGUCACGGCUCCAGAUGAGGCCUGCUUUGAAUGUGAGGUCUCAGCCCCGGUCCUCAAAGCCCCUGUGUGGAGCCUGAGCGGGGAACCCUUACAGGCCAGCUCUCUGGUCCUCCUGGAGAAGAUGGGCACAGUCCACAGGCUGACCCUCAGACAGACCUCCCCGGACAUGAGUGGAGAGGUGGAGUUUACCUUCGGGAAAGCAAAAAGCAGAGCACAGCUUCGGGUGCUGGGCGAUCCCUGAGCACCAUCUUUGACCUGUCAUCACCUAAUUGACACUGAUUGAUGCCUUUGAGUUGUGACAUUGACUUUGCUUAUAUAUUUACAAAAGAAAUGUCUAUAAAAGUGGUUUAAACAGGGUUGUGAUGGAUUUUCAUGCAGUUUUAUUGUUUAAGGAAUUCGAUUUUCUUUCAGUAACUUACAUCUAAUGAACUACAUAUCUGUUUUGUGUCAUUGUUAGAGUGUGUGGAUGUUUUUAAGUUUCUUAAUCAUAAUGCAAAGUGCAGUUUGGAUGUAAAUAAUGUUCCAUGUGUAAGUGAUUCGACUGUAACUGUGCUGUGGAGGUUCAUGCUGAAUGUGAAUUUGUGACAAUAAAUAUUUGAUUUGAAUACUGUAAAAACCAAAGGAACGAUUCAUGAAUCAGUACAACAUGUGAGUUAAGAGGAUGUGAAGAUAUCUGAAUUUAAAGGGACACUUCUAUUUAAAAAAAGAGCAACAAAAUCAUUCAAUUGUGUAAGCGCCUUGUGACACUUAUUCCAUGAGGUCAGUUCAAACUGCUUUUGGUUUUAACGUCAUACAACUCUAGAAAUAGGUAAUGCUACACAUUGUUAGCCCGGUUGCUGUUCUACUCCUCUGUAGUUUCUCCAAACAUCACUGAUUGCAGCUGACUGUUGAAAGGGACUAUUUUGUCAUUGUCUCCUGUCAGAAUCAGGCAUGUAGACUCUAUGUGUAACUGUGCGAUUGCCUUGCAGUAUAACCUGAUUUGCACUCAGUGUAAUUUCAGCAUAUAUCAGAGUAUGGUUUUGUGUGACAGUGAGAAUACUUGACACCAGCAUCAGUUUGAAAAGGUUUCAGUUGACAUAAAUGCAUCUUAAAUUCACAGUUAGCUUCAGGCUUUAAGAAGCGUCAUCUAAUUUCAGUAUUUUGCCUUUUUUCAUUAUUGUCUGUUUUUUCAUGCUUUUAUGAAACUGGAAGUUCAAGUUUGAAUGAAAAGAGUUAUGCCUUGUUGCAAGGGGGCUUGUAUUGUAAAUACAUUGGGCCAAAAAUUAGAAGAUCUAGAAAAGAAUUAAUCCAAAAAUGACUUGAUCGCCUUGGUUGAUGGUCAGGGUGUGCCGGCUUUAAAUUUGUGUUGGUGUUAUGUUUGAAUCCAACAGCGAAUGAUAAAUGUUUUCAUAUGAAACCUGUUCCAUAUUCCAUAUUUCCAUUUGUUUCCACCUCUGCCAUGUUGUGUUGAGCGUUAGGUAUAAAGAAAUACGAAUGUGGUGUCAUAUGACCUGUUUCAAUAAAACAUGCUUUAUUGAUGCAAU
This is a messenger RNA of Notolabrus celidotus (New Zealand spotty), 7222 nucleotides long. It is a transcript of the gene obsl1b, whose product is annotated as obscurin like cytoskeletal adaptor 1b. Lineage: Eukaryota; Metazoa; Chordata; Actinopteri; Labriformes; Labridae. Gene Ontology annotation, molecular function: protein binding. Bases 1 to 5940 code for a protein of 1979 amino acids. The record is from RefSeq and is a predicted model, not a curated record. The transcript is spliced from 22 exons.